Messenger RNA from Doryrhamphus excisus (bluestripe pipefish), 3505 nucleotides. NCBI's taxonomy places the organism in Eukaryota, Metazoa, Chordata, Actinopteri, Syngnathiformes, Syngnathidae. The record is from RefSeq and is a predicted model, not a curated record.
GCGGCAUCUUGUUCGGCGCGGCAGUCCAGGGUGUGCAGCCACCGGUAGGAACGUAACAAGCUGACCCGAUCGUUUUCAACACUGAGAGUUUCACGACAAUUUAAUACAAGAUCUGACGAGAAAAAAAACAACAACACAAGCACUUUCUGUUCCGACUCGACGGCCAAUUGAAGGGGUCCUUUAAUGUGACGUUUUUGACGUCACAACCGUGACACUUCCUUGUUAGUGACCUGAGCUGAAUCGGAGAUCUGUCCACCGGAAUGUAUAUAUUCAGGAAUAAUCCCAAGAGGAGAAAGCGUGGCGACUCACAAGCCUGAUUGGCGUCAUUGUCAUUCACACCGGUCCGCGUCCCCUCGCCGUCAUGUUGUGCUGGGGUAACGCAAAAGAUGGACAGUUGGGGAUGGGUGCAGACAGAGAGCUGCUGACCGAGCCCACGAGCUGUCCGGCGUUCAGAGGCAUGGAACUCAAAGAAGUGGCCUGUGGAGGUCAGCAUACUGUGUUCCUGCUCCAUGACGGAAGCGUGUACACGUGCGGCUCCAACAGCUGUGGACAGCUGGGGCAAGACAAACCGGGCGUUUCCCCGGAGCUGGUUGGAGCUCUGGACGCUCAGAAGAUCACCAUGGUGUCCAGCGGGCGAGCCCAUUCCAUGGCAGUCAAUGAGCAGGGUCAAGUGUUCGCAUGGGGGGCCGGUGAAGGGGGUCAGCUUGGCCUGGGGACGGCAGAGAUGGCAGUUCGAAUCCCGAGGUUGGUCAAAAGGCUGGGCGACCACAGCAUUGCCCAAGUAAUGUGUGGAAACCAACACUGCAUUGCACUUUCUAGAGAUGGUCAGCUGUUCACGUGGGGCCAGAACACAAACGGUCAACUGGGUCUGGGGAAAGAAGAGUCCAGCAAACUCGCCCCGCAGCCACUGAAGUCUCUGGCGGGGAUUCCUUUAGCGCAGAUCACCGCUGGUGGGGACCACAGCUUCGCACUCUCCUUGUCUGGAGCGGUGUUUGGCUGGGGGAAGAAUACAGCGGGUCAGCUGGGUCUCAAUGAUAAACAAGACCGUGCUGUUCCGUGUCACAUCAAGUUCCUGAGAUCUCAAAAAGUGGUUUACAUCAGCUGCGGAGACGAGCACACAGCAGCCCUCACUAAGGAUGGCGGCUUGUUUACAUUUGGCGAUGGUUCAAGUGGCCAGCUGGGUCACGGCUCCACCAGUAACGAGUCUUUACCCCGACGAGUGCUGGAGCUGAUGGGCACUGAGGUGUCUCAGAUCACCUGUGGCAGUCACCACACGCUGGCAUUCGUGCCCUCCUCUGGUCUGGUGUAUGCAUUUGGUCGUAACCGCCAUGGUCAGCUGGGCACAGGAACACAAGAGGAUGCCCAAAGCCCAUUUCCUGUUUUGACAGGCUUUCUGACUGGGAAUGGCCACAGAUCAGUAACCAAAAUUGUCUGUGGAGGAGACCACAGUUUCUUAUUGUACUCUAAUGAAGAGAGUUCUGUGGCCCCAGAUGACUUUAGAGUGAUGAAUGUCAACAAAAGCCUCACCCGCAUCACGCAUGAAAGAUUAAAUUCAUGGAGGUUAAAACUCAUGUCCACUCCAGAUUCAGGUGCCAGAGACGACAUCAUAUUUCAGCUGUCUUCUACUGCUUGUUGGAAUGCCAGCUUCUUGGACCAAAGCAAUGAUGCCCACUUCAAGACCAACCCAAAGAUCCCAGGCAUCGAUCUCGACUCUGUCAGGACGUUAUUUGAGGAGCUCAGCCGACCGGCCUUCUCUGGGCUCCUGGAGCAGGCCACCAAGAGUUUUGAGAGUCGGCUGAUCCCGCAGCUGCCGAGCUCCCCACCCGACGUGGAAGCCAUGAGGAUCUACCUCAUCUUAUCCGAGUACCCGGCUCUGCAGGACUCCAAGUACUACAUCCGCCUUACCAUCCCUCUUGCCAUGGCUAUCCUACGGCUAGACACUAACCCCAGCAAAGUAUUGGAUAACUGGUGGUGUUUCUUGGACGACUGUGCGUUUGAAAGGAUGGUGGACAUGUACAAGAGCAUCGUUGUGUUCAUGCUGGCGGGCGGCAAGAUGUGCCAUGUUCCCUUGUUCUAUGACAACUACUUUCUCGCUACUCUGAGGCUGCUGGAGAAACUCCACAAGGUAAACCAGAAGGCCCAUCAUGUGGAGUACAGCCGCUUUUAUAUCCCCGACGUCAACAACUUGGUAGACAUCGAGGAGGACUACCUCAAAUGGUUUCUGGGGAAAGCUGAAACGGAACUGGGAUCCCACAGUCUCCAUGCACAAAAGUUGGAUUUCCCCUCAGUUAACUUUUGUGCCUACCCGUUCAUUUUGAACGCACAAGCCAAGGCAACUAUGUUGCAAACGGACGCUGAGUUGCAAAUGCAGAACGCGGUAAGCAAAGUCAACGUCCACAACAUCUUCAGGCUGUUUACGCUGGAGCCCCAGCCAGUCAAGAACCCAUACCUGGUGCUCCAUGUGCGUAGGGAGCAUUUAGUCAGCGACGCGCUACGGGAGCUCACCACUUAUUCCGACCUGGACUUCAAGAAGCCGCUCAAGGUGACGUUUGAUGGCGAGGAGGCUGUGGACGCCGGCGGCGUGACUAAAGAGUUUUUCCUGCUCCUGCUGAAGGAGCUGAUGGAUCCUGUUUACGGAAUGUUCACGCAGUAUGAGGAGUCCAACCUGCUGUGGUUCUCUGAUAAAUGUUUUGUGGAGCAGAACUGGUUCCACCUGAUCGGCAUCGUUUGCGGUCUGGCCAUCUACAACUCCACAGUGGUGGACCUCCACUUCCCUUUGGUCCUCUACAAGAAGCUGCUGGAUGUGACCCCCACGCUGGAUGACCUGGAGGAGCUGUCACCCAUCGAGGCCCGGAGUCUUCAGCAACUCCUGGCCUAUGAAGGAAGUGACAUGGAGGAGACUUUUCUUCUCAACUUUGCAAUCACCAGAGAGAACUACGGCGUGAUGGAGGUGAAAGAGCUCAUCCCGGGAGGUCAGCACAUCAGCGUGGACAAACACAACAGGAAAGAGUUUGUGGACGCGUACCUCCGCUACAUAUUCUGUGACUCCGUUAGCGAUGAGUACUCCGCCUUCGCUUCAGGCUUCCUGAAGGUUUGCGGAGGAGACGUGCUGUCCCUGUUCCAGCCUUCUGAGCUGAUGGCCAUGGUUGUGGGAAACAACAACUACAACUGGGAGGAGAUGGAGAAGAAUGCAGAUUACAAAGGAGAAUAUUCAAGCACUCAUCCAACAGUGAGAUUCUUCUGGGAGGUUUUUCACGAGUUCUCGCUGGAGAAGAAGAAGCAGUUUUUGCUGUUCCUGACGGGCAGCGACCGCAUUCCCAUCCACGGAAUGGCCAGCCUGAAGAUCGUCAUCCAGUCGACGGCGGCGGACGAGCACUUCCUGCCUGUGGCCCACACCUGCUACAACCUGCUGGACAUGCCGUGCUAUCGCUCGAAAGACGUCCUGUGCCGCCGCCUCACUCAGGCUGUCGAGCAAUAUGAGGGCUUCAGCCUCGUCUGACCUUGU